Lates calcarifer (barramundi perch) is the source of this 2229-nucleotide messenger RNA. It is a transcript of the gene slc7a6os, whose product is annotated as solute carrier family 7 member 6 opposite strand. The transcript is spliced from 5 exons. The record is from RefSeq and is a predicted model, not a curated record. Gene Ontology annotation, biological process: developmental process. NCBI's taxonomy places the organism in Eukaryota, Metazoa, Chordata, Actinopteri, Centropomidae. Bases 53 to 1048 code for a protein of 331 amino acids.
UCUCGCAUUUUUCUUCUCUCUUUCUGCCAGACAAACCAGACAGAGGAACAACAUGGAUCCAAACACGACGAUUUUGCGAGUCAAGAGAAAAAGGGGGACCGACCCCGCAGAUGCUCUGUUGCUGGCGUGCAAACGUAUCCGUCCGGAGACGUCCCAGAACUCAGGCGAGACGGUACCAGAACCCAAUGAAGCCGAGGUGGAAAACUCUGUCUUCAAACUCGUGGCGACUGUAGCGACACAGGAUGCUCCUGUUCAGACGCAGGUCCGACAGGCUUUGGCUCGGCCUCGCAUGGCCCACGCACUGCGCCCCUCUGCCGCCAGCUCUCAACGGAUACUUGGGGAUCUAAGGAGCACAAAGUGGAGCACCCGCAGGGAGGAACGCUACAGAUUACUGUCCAGCCACCGUACAGGGCUGUCAAGCCCAGCUGAGCAGCAAAGCCCCCAGACAGAUGUUUCUGAGAGUGCAGGGGAAGCUGGGAAAGAGCAGGACAAGUGUUGGGGUCUUGGUGAAAUCCAGGUGGUUGAUCUCAUACAUGAGGAUGUAGAGGACCAGGGCAAGUCUUCUGGCAAGACGUUGUCCUCAGAGCCAGAGGUGAUCCUGUGUAACAACACAAAGAUGCUGCGGGAGUGCCUGAGCAUAUCUGGAGAGAGACUGGGGGAAGAGCACCGGGAGCAGGACGACGACUACGUCUACGAUCUUUACUACCAGGAAACGAUCACACCAGGGUGGAUCCAGGACAUCCUGUCUGUUAGGGCCUACGCCGAUGAGGGAGAACUGGUGCCUGACCUUGUGGUUCAUGAAGAGGAGGUGUAUGAAGAUGAGGAUGACGAGAAUGAGGAAGGCAACUGGAGGAAUGACUACCCUGAUGAGGAGAGUGAUGCAGACAGUGACAGAGAGGAGCGCUAUGGUGGUUACUGGGAGGAGGAGCACUCGUACAGCCGGAGGAGCUGGGAACGUUACCAGAGGGAAGUGCUGCAUGAGCUGGGCUGCCGUGGUGAAGAUGACGACGAGGAGGAUGAUGAUGGAGACAAAUAUAAUUCCGAUUGAUCCAUCCCACAACACAUCCCCACCUGUCAGUGGAUCUUCCCAAUACCCUCUCCACAGAUGACAUCAUACUCCAUAGACCUCUGUGUAGGUGAGAGUGGGCAAAAACAACUUCUAGAAUGGCACAUAUUAUGUAAACAUGCCUGGGGAAAAAAAUGUCCCUCAAGAAAUGCCAUCUUAAAGUGUAGCAACUUAUGUGUAGCACCCAUCAGAUUUUAUUAUUAAGUUCCUAAUUUCAAAAUUGACCGACAAACUGGCUGAUGUGGCUAAAAAAUUAUGGUUAGAACAUGACAAACUUUUACCAGUGAAACACUUCACAAACCUGAAGUAGAGGAACCAUUAUAAUGAUAAACUCUAACCUUACUAAUCUAAAACCUGUCAUGCAUACCUCUAUUCCUGCCGAUGUGAUUGGCAGUUCAGGAUUCACUUCUGUGCAUGCUAUCUAAACAUGGAAACUGAUUAUAUUGAACAUUUACUGAGCAUUUGUUCCAUUCUUGUUGAGGAAAAUUAUUAUCAUUGUCAUUUCAUGUAAACAGUAAUGAUAAUUAUGCACAAUAUAAAUUAUAUUGAGAAUUAUCCUUUUAUUUCCCAGCCCUAAAACGAUACCCUAUAUUUUCAAAAUGGUUCAUGUGCCAAAGUAUUACAAUGUCACUGUCACAAAGCUUGUAGACAAGUAAAUUGCACACACAUCAUAUUAGUAGACACCUUUUCAGUGUGAAAUCAUCCCUCUCUUCACUACACAGAUUUUUAAGGGGUAGAUGUUAUUUUUAGAAGGAUCCAGUGUCUUUUUUUUUUUUUAAUUGUGGUGGAGUGAAUUUGUGUGUGGGUGUUUGUUCAAAGUGGAUGUGUGUUAGAAAUAUUGCACAUUAGUGUGAUAUGCCUCGUAUGCUUUGUGCUGUUAACAGUUUUGUCAGUGAGACGUCUCGGGCCGCGUGCGGUUGCAAUUUAGGGUGUUUGCAUUUUGUGCAUGGUAGUGUGUGUACGUACAAUUGUGUGUGUUAGAUUUCUGCAUUAUGUGAAAGCGUGGUGCAUCAUUUUUGUUGUGGGUGUGUGAGUUUGGUUCAGAAAUUGCCCUCGAAGUUCAGAUUGUUUCUCUUGGAUGCUUGUUGAAUGAAAAUUUUUUUGUAAAUAUGUAGAUGUGUAUAAAAAGAAGGCUUUCAAAAUAAACCGAAAAUAUUCUGUCA